This is a messenger RNA of Penicillium samsonianum, 2015 nucleotides long. Its product is annotated as glycoside hydrolase family 32 protein. The record is from RefSeq and is a predicted model, not a curated record. Bases 1 to 1866 code for a protein of 621 amino acids. The transcript is spliced from 2 exons. Gene Ontology annotation, molecular function: sucrose alpha-glucosidase activity. Gene Ontology annotation, biological process: sucrose catabolic process. Lineage: Eukaryota; Fungi; Ascomycota; Eurotiomycetes; Eurotiales; Aspergillaceae.
AUGAAGUUGUCAAGUGCAAUCACCGUGGGUUUGGCCAACCGGGCAUUGGCUGUCAAUCCCCAUAAAUCCCCGAUUGACUAUAACUCGGCUCCGCCAAACCUGUCUACCCUGUCAAAUGCAUCCCUCUUCGACACAUGGAGACCCAGAGCCCAUCUCCUCCCUCCAUCUGGGAAGAUAGGCGACCCGUGCGGGCAAUACACCGAUCCUAAGACUGGUCUCUUCCACGUGGGUUGGCUCCACGAUGGAAUUGCAGGAGCUACAACCGAUGAUAUGUCUACCUACAAGGACCUCAAUCCCGAUGGAGCACCGUCAAUUAUCGCGGGAGGAAAGAAUGACCCGCUUGCUGUCUUCGAUGGCUCUGUCAUUCCAAGCGGUAUCGACGGCAUGCCCACUCUUCUAUAUACCUCUGUCUCUUAUCUCCCAAUUCACUGGUCCAUCCCCUACACCCGGGGAAGUGAGACACAAUCCUUGGCCGUUUCUUAUGACGGUGGACGCAACUUUACCAAGCUCAACCAAGGCCCCAUGAUCCCCGCGCCUCCCUUUUCUGUCAAUGUCACCGCUUUCCGUGACCCCUACGCUUUCCAAAGCUCAAUUCUGGACAAAUCUGUCAACAGUACCGAAGGAACCUGGUAUGUCGCCAUCUCUGGUGGUGUCCACGAUGUCGGUCCUACCCAGUUCCUCUACCGUCAGAAUGACGCAGAUUUCCAAUAUUGGGAAUAUCUUGGACAAUGGUGGAAUGAGCCCGUCAACACAACUUGGGGAAAAGGCGACUGGGCCGGCGGAUGGGGCUUCAACUUUGAGGUUGGCAACGUCUUCGGUCUGAACGCAGAGGGGUACAGCGAGGACGGCGAAAUCUUCAUUACUCUCGGUACUGAGAGUUCCGAACUCCCCAUCGUUCCUCAGGUCUCUUCCAUUCAUGAUAUGCUGUGGGUGAGCGGAAAUGUUUCAAAUGAUGACUCCGUCACCUUCAAGCCAACCAUGGCGGGUGUGCUUGACUGGGGCCUGUCGGCGUACGCUGCUGCAGGCAAGAUCUUGCCAGCCAGCUCUCAGGCAUCUGAAAAGAGCGGUGCCCCUGAUCGUUUCAUUUCCUACGUCUGGCUCACCGGAGAUCUAUUUGAGCUAGCGAAGGGAUUCCCUACCGCUCAACAAAACUGGACCGGUGUUCUCUUGCUCCCUCGGGAGCUGAAUGUCCGCACUAUCCCCAAUGUGGUGGAUAACGAACUCUCGCGUGAGUCCUUGACAUCAUGGCGCGUGGCCCGCGAAGGAUCUGGUCAGCUCGAUCUUGAGACAAUGGGAAUCUCAAUUGCCAGGGAAACUUACAGCGCUCUCACGUCUGGCUCAUCUUUCGUCGAAUCUGGUAAAACGUUGUCAAAGGCUGGGUCGGUGCCAUUCACCACCUCGCCCUCAAGCAAGUUCUUCGCUCUAACAGCGAAUAUCUCUUUCCCGGUAUCCGCUCGUGACUCCGGUAUUCAAGCUGGUUUCCAGGUGUUGUCCUCUGGUCUUGAGGCUACAACCAUCUACUACCAAUUCUCCAACGAGUCCAUCAUCAUCGACCGCAGCAACACAAGUGCCGCCGCCCGAACAACCAAUGGAAUUCUCAGUGACAAUGAAGCGGGCCGUCUGCGCCUCUUUGACGUCUUGGAAAAUGGAAAAGAGCAAAUUGAGACAUUGGAGCUCACCGUCGUGGUGGACAAUGGAGUGCUGGAAGUAUACGCCAAUGGGCGCUUUGCUCUUAGUACCUGGGCUCGGUCUUGGUACGCCAACUCGACUGAAAUUAACUUCUUCCACAACGGAGUGGGAGAAGCAACAUUUGAGGAUGUGACGGUCUUUGAGGGACUGUACGACGCAUGGCCACAAAGGAAGUGAACGGAGCCUUGUUAAAUGGUUUCCGCGAGACUCUUGGUUCUUCUAAGUGAUACAGUUGAUGUAUGUAUGCAUACAAGAAUAGUCGGCCGCUCAUGCGACCUCUAUCCUUGACGACGUAAGACUAAUAAUCUGAUCUAUUUGACCCAAAA